AUGUCAGGCCUAGUGGGUGCUGUGGAUCGAGAAACAGCCUAUGAGAAGGCAUGGAAAUAUCUUGGUUAUCGGGAAUACUCACGAUUCUUGGGCUCACAUGCAAAUUUCCUUCAUGUUCGCCUUUUCCGAACCCUAAAUGCUCGUGUUCUCCUGGCCAUGCAGGACUACAUUAUUGAGCUCGAAGUUGAACUAGACAAGCUGGACUUGGAGGUUGCCCAGCCCUCUGCGCCUGAUAAACACAAUGGGUCUUUCCGACAGGAGACAUCGACGAAACGCAUGGAGCUAGUAUGGGAGUUGCAGAAAAGACUCAAGGCUUACAACGAAUACAUUUCUACGUACUCUCAGCUAUCCAAGCGACGCGCUGUUUACCAUAGGGACACUACGAGCGUGAAAAAUUGGCUGAGAGGCUGGCCGAACGCUAUUCACGACGAGGAGACGGGAUAUCUUGACCAUACAAGCGAUCUAAUUUAUGUUACUGAGAGAGAUGACAGCUAUGUUAGUCGAAGACCGCAGCGACUUUUCCUUACAGGUCGCACCUGGCUCGCACGGCGGCCAUCGGGCGAUGAUAUGCGCUACAUUGACAGUGGCACCAUUCUACUCGAUGAAGAGAAGACAGCUAAGCUGUAUACCUGGGCCAUGUUGGUCCUGGGAUUGGCAAUGGUCAUGGUACCUCUAUGGGCUUUGGCCUUUGUGGAUGGGAAGGUUCAUAAAUUGAUCAUCAUCACCUGCUUCAUUUUCGCAUUUCUUGUGUUUACGGCAUUCGUUACGACUGCGCGACCGUUUGAAGCCCUAGGAGCGACUGCAGCGUAUGCGGCACUGCUUGUCGUUUUUUUGCAGGUGACACCGUAG
Molecule: messenger RNA, 849 nt
Organism: Aspergillus pseudoviridinutans
Lineage: Eukaryota; Fungi; Ascomycota; Eurotiomycetes; Eurotiales; Aspergillaceae
Exons: 3
Coding region: 1-849 (282 amino acids)
Source: RefSeq, a predicted model, not a curated record